GCGUGUUUACGAAAAAUUGGUGUUUACUUGUUGAACAAUCAUUGUCAAUUGUGAUUUUUGUUUUUUGAAUUAAUAUUUUUGAUUUGUUACAAGACAAUCAUGAAACGACGAGCAUCAACUGAGUUAGAGGAUGAUGGUGUUGGCCCAUUGAAAACCAGAUGUGAAGUAUAUCGCGAAACUAAUUCAAUCGGUAUCCAAAACGAGAAUUUUAAACAAGCUGAUGACAAUGGGGCAGUUAAUGAUGCAACGUUAGCAUCAACAUCAAAUGGGCUUGUGCUUCCUGCUUUUCCUAGGCUUAUGCCUAAAGAGUCUACGAAGGAAGAAUUUUCGAUGGCCUUUGCUAUGGCAUCAGGUAUGGGCUCAUUAUUGGACUUGAAACGCGAAGGAUUCAAUAAAGAAAUGAUAACUCCCAAGUUAUCAGCUAGAUACGGUAUUGCAACAAUCUAUACACACAAAAAUGAUAAGGUAGCGAAACACAAUUGUAAGGAAACACUUGAUGUAACUUACCGUGAUGUUCAACACUUAUAUGGUGAUCUGGUCAAGUUCUCUGAAGAACAUUGGAAUGGAUUAAAUUGUCAAGAACGUUUUAUGCUGGCAGGUCAAUUGUACACCAAAGAAAAUUACUCAAAAUCUGAUUACACAUUUCAAAUGGACUUUUCUUUCGCAUUGGCUCGUUUUAUGUUGGCAUGCAUUGGCAAAAAACCCAGUGAAGGGUGUUGUCGACUCAUUACUACCAUGAGUGAAGCUAGUCAAGAGUUCUCAUUUACCACUGAUGAAAUGAAUUGCUGGAGAGAUGUACAUGCUCUGAGUCAAUCUGAUAAAAUGGCUAUAUUUACGAAUUUGAUUGAAAGGAAAUCAGAUUUUAAUCAACUUUUUCAAAUUUUAUUUGAACGUCUCAGUACAUAUGGAUGGUCUUCACUGCAUGUAGUGCAAGAAGCUAUGGAAAAGUUGCCGUAUAUACCUUGGCCUGAUCUCACUCAACGAUGGUUUAGUGGUCAAUUGGAAAAGUUUCAACAAGCAUCCCUAGCAUUCAAAAAAUCAAAAUUUCCUGCUCUUGAAACGGAACUUUUAAGUAAACAUGGUGCUAUCCAUUAUAGAGAAUUAGCAGCAUUCUGUGCGAAAUUAUUGAAAAGGAAAGGCUUCAACAGACAUAUUGCUCGACACGCUGGUUUGAGAUCUAUCCGAUUAACACAGCAACAGCUCACUUUUAUUGAAAAAAUAGCUGCUGUGAUUCCUGAGCCCAUUGGCCUGAACGAAAGUAUUUUGCGUGCUAUCAAUGGAAUGCGUGGUAUUGAAAUGUCUGAUAGUGAAAUUACAGAAUUCAUAGCUCGUAGUCAAAAGGCAUGUGAAGAAUUACAUGAACGGAUUUAUGGACCCAAUUGGAAAACACUAUCCGAGCAGGCCAGUAUAGCAUUGCAGGAAUCAACCUCACUUGAACAACCUGAAUAAUUAACAUGAUAAACAGUUUCAAUACUGAUACAUUAUUCCUUUUCCAAACAAUUUUUAAACUAUUUUUGAAAUAAAAAACUUUGUAUUCAA
Dermatophagoides pteronyssinus (European house dust mite) is the source of this 1539-nucleotide messenger RNA. RefSeq lists its product as uncharacterized. The record is from RefSeq and is a predicted model, not a curated record. NCBI's taxonomy places the organism in Eukaryota, Metazoa, Arthropoda, Arachnida, Sarcoptiformes, Pyroglyphidae.